This is a messenger RNA of Hyaloscypha bicolor E, 1320 nucleotides long. Its product is annotated as kinase-like protein. Lineage: Eukaryota; Fungi; Ascomycota; Leotiomycetes; Helotiales; Hyaloscyphaceae. Bases 1 to 1320 code for a protein of 439 amino acids. Gene Ontology annotation, molecular function: protein serine/threonine kinase activity; ATP binding. The transcript is spliced from 2 exons. The record is from RefSeq and is a predicted model, not a curated record. Gene Ontology annotation, biological process: mitotic DNA damage checkpoint signaling; protein phosphorylation. Gene Ontology annotation, cellular component: cytoplasm; nucleus.
AUGGAUCUCCACCCGGGGAACCGGCAGCUUGGAUGGGUGCUAGGGAAGGGACGCUGGAACACUCGUGAUAAUUAUUCAAGCUCUGUCACGGGCGGUGGUGUAGAUAUCCUCCUCACAGCCAAUAUCAAGGAGCCACUUCUCAGGGGGCGGCAUGCGCGCUUGUUACAUUCAUUAGAAUCCCAUAUUCUUUUAUUAAUCGCGGAUAAGAAGUUGCGAGUUGGCGAGAGGCAUCUAAGUCCAACCAACGUUGCUGCGUUUGGUCAGAGAAGGACAGUCGUUGCAUUUGGUGAUCUGGAGUACGAGCUCUCCUUCACGAACAUCGACCAGUCAUUAUACCGAGCUCAACUUGAUCAGCUCUCGCAGUUCCUCAACUACCAGGGGGACCGGCCGGGAAUAUUUGUGGAUCCAACCCCCGCGGAAACUGAUUACAUGAUUAUGAACAAAUACUUCAUUAGAAGCUCAUUCACACAAGGAUCGACCUGUUGGAUGUGUGCCGCAGUGGACAAGGAUACAGGCGCCAGUGUUGCGGUGAAGAAGAUUAUUGCAGUAUCUUCUAGUAGUCUGCGUCAUGCCCGUCGCGAGAUCGAUGCAAUGAAAAGGCUAUUAUCGGAACGCCCGCCUAUCACUGUAAGCUCGCUGAUCGAUUCCGUCAUAAUCGAACCCAGCACCUCCUCUGGUGCCACUGAAUGCUUCAUCAUAUCUCAGCCACUUAUCAGUGGAACGCUUGGUCAAUUGCUUCCAUCUCAAUCGCUUCCAAUGACCUCUCGCCUCUUGCUUUUCGAACAAAUGCUCGACGGACUUGCAUUUCUUCAUGCAGAAGGUUGUAUGCAUCGAGAUAUAAAACCCGACAACAUUCUCGCUUCGCCUUCCCCUAUUCGUGCGGUAAUCAUCGAUUUUGGUUGUGCCACGUGGGAAACUUCUUCCAAAGACCACAUGAAAGGCACGAUUCGUUACUUGGCGCCCGAGAUUAUUGCCCUCAAGGAGAAUACCGCUCCUCUGGAUACUACUUAUAACAUAUCCGCUGAUGUUUGGAGCAUGGGUUUGACUGCGUACGAAUUGCUGCGUGGUUCCCGAGCUAGGUUCCAAAGAAUAUCAUGGAAGUUUUAUGAUGAAGAGUUGCUCUCAACAAUCGGCGUCACAUCAGCACUUGGUAGUGACGAAGUGAAGUGGGCCUUUGCCCUAAUCAAAGAAAUGCUUCGUUGGGAUCCCAAGUCACGAAUCGAGUCAAAGGAAGCACGCCAGAAGUGCCCCACGUUCAAGGCAGAGAGUAAACAGCGACUACUUCCGCCUGGAAAACGAGAACGUGGGAGUCGGUGCUGA